Molecule: messenger RNA, 1053 nt
Organism: Sturnus vulgaris (Common starling)
Lineage: Eukaryota; Metazoa; Chordata; Aves; Passeriformes; Sturnidae
Gene: SSR2
Product: signal sequence receptor subunit 2
Cellular component (GO): membrane; endoplasmic reticulum
Source: RefSeq, a predicted model, not a curated record
GACUCGUCGUUGCGGCGUUGGCGGCGGGAGAGACGGUGAGGGGCGGGAGGCCCGGAGCAUCUCGAAGCUGUGUCCUCGGGCCUCUGGACGGAGUGGAGAGCGCUGGGAAGGGUCUGUAGGAGAGGAUCGGUCGUGGGCUCUGAGGGGCCGGGAAGGAGCGGCCGGUUUCUGGAGCUGGAGCGUCAGAGUCGGGGUCUUCCGCGGGCAGCGAUGAAGCUCGUGCUUCUGGCUGUGUUUGCCCUGGUGUCUGUGGCUCACUGUGAGGAUGGUGCCAGGCUCCUGGCCUCCAAAUCCCUGUUAAACAGAUAUGCAGUGGAGGGCAAGGACUUGACUUUGCAGUACAACAUCUACAACGUUGGCUCCAGCGCUGCCCUAGAUGUGGAGCUGUCGGAUGAUUCCUUCCCCCCAGAAGAUUUUGGCAUCGUCUCUGGCAUGCUCAAUGUCAAGUGGGACAGGAUUGCUCCAGCGAGCAACGUGUCCCACACCGUGGUUCUACGGCCUCUCAAAGCUGGCUACUUCAACUUCACCUCUGCCACCAUCACUUACCUGGCCCAGGAGGGUGCACAGGUUGUGGUUGGCUUCACUAGUGCUCCCGGGCAGGGAGGAAUCCUGGCUCAGCGCGACUUCGACAGGAGGUUCUCCCCUCACUUUCUGGACUGGGCAGCAUUUGGUGUGAUGACCCUGCCGUCCAUCGGGAUCCCCCUGCUGCUCUGGUACUCGAGCAAGAGGAAGUAUGACACCCCCAAGACCAAAAAGAACUGAGCAGAGUCAAAUGCCACCAGCAUCCCAGAGCUUGGGAAAGGACAACCCUGAAUCAUCAAGAACAGUGGCUGGGUCGGGGUGGCACCGUUCCCUGAGAGGUGCUGCCUAUGCUGCGCUUUCAGCCCUCUGGGCAAAGGAUUUGGUGGCUGCAGCAGCAGCGAUGAGGUGUCCUCUGUGUUCUAAUGGAGAAACAAGAAAACAGAAAAAAGAACAACUAAAAGUCCCAAACUGCCUUGGAGACAGAUCUCUUCUUUCCUCUGCAGCUGCAGCAAUACAUAUGUAGGAACAGUG